AUGGGUCGUCAAAUCUGCAGGACUCUCGUCUCCUUCUAUCUUAGAUCGUCUUCACAUUCUCUCCCAACCCGUUUCCUCGACCCGAGCUCUGUUUCCUUCUUUUCCUCUGUCGCUAACAAAACAGCUAAAAAACCCAAAAUUUCUGUGUUCGAUUACUUGGUCAAUCAACAGCAGUUCUCCCCUGAGAUAGCUUCCAAAGCCUUGUCGAUCGCAGCCGUGAAGCACGUCAAAACGCCGGAAAGGGCCGACUCUGUGCUAUCAUAUCUCAAGGAUGUUGGUUUCAGCCGAGCUCAGAUUGAAACCAUUGUUCAAAAGGUGCCGCGGGUUCUUAAUUCUGAUGUUGAGAACGUAUUGAAGCCCAAGGUCCAGGUUUUCCAGGAUACUGGAUUUGCAGCAAAGGAUAUGACCGAGAUAAUAACUGGCGAUCCUUGGAUUUUGACAAGAAGUCCGGUGAACCGAAUAGUGCCGUCCAUCGUAGCAUUGAAAAGUGUGGUUGGAUCUGUGGCCAAUGUCGCUGCCUUGUUGAAGAAAUCUGCUUGGUUUUUGAAACUUGAUUUGGAGGCCACCAUGCUGCCUAACAUCGAAUACGUGCAGAGUUUUGGGGUGAGCGAGGAGAAGAUAUUGAGGUUCAUAUCUAGUUUCCCAAGGUUUUUCCUUUUCAAGCCUGAGCAUGUGAAGGAGUUUGUUCGAAGGGUUGAUGAGAUGGGGUUAGAUAGGGAAUCAAACAUGUUUCUGUAUGCUAUUCGGGUUGUAAGUUCCAUGAGUCCAGAGAAAUGGGAGGUCAAAUUGAAGCUGUUUAGGGAUUUAGGCUUUUCGGACGAGGAUAUUCUGUUCGCUUUCAAGAGGCAGCCUAUGGCAUUCUCAACUUCGGAUAAGAAGGUCAAGGAAGUGGUAGAUUUUUUAGUUACCGAAGCGAAUGUGGAAAUUUCAAGUAUUGUGAAAUCCCCUCAGUUGCUCAUUUGCAGCGUUGAGAAUAGGAUAAAGCCACGGCUGAUGGUUAUAAAGGCACUGCAGAGCAGGAAUUUGCUCUCUCGAGAACCUAAGAUGACCGCUGUUUACAAGAUGGCUCAUGUGUUGUUCUUGAAGAAGUAUGUGCUUCCCUAUUUGGACAAAGUUGAAGACUUGAUGCGAAUCGCUAUGGGAACAGUAGCUGCCUGA
This is a messenger RNA of Linum tenue, 1158 nucleotides long. The record is from the annotation of a GenBank genome assembly. NCBI's taxonomy places the organism in Eukaryota, Viridiplantae, Streptophyta, Magnoliopsida, Malpighiales, Linaceae.